UGUCCCUUUUCUAGUUUAUUCACGUUUUCUUGUGCAGGUUAGCCAGAGUAAUCGAGCAAAUUUGCACAAGUGAACAUUUAUCAAUUUAGGAUGCUACACGUUAAGUGACAACACUGAACUGAGAUCAUGGUGGUCAAUCUGUGCCUGCCUCAUUUUCAAACCACCAUACAGUGCAACAAGCUGUGUGCGGACAGCUAUGAUGUCACCAACCUCCUGUCAGCUGACCCGGCCGUGCGGAGGCGAGGCUUCAAGCUGGAAUACUUCCUGCGUCCACCAAUGCAGGUGACGCUGCAGUUCAGCCUGCAGGUGGAGGUGAGCAGGGUGGAUGUGCAGCUGUGGCCCUGGGCCAUGGACCGAGGACAGGCCUGCAAGAGGCUGGAGAUCAGCACCAGCUCCAGCCUCCCACCGCCCCACCCACCGCCCCACCCAGGCUGCCCCCAGCAGGGCCCUGCGUCUGGGCUCAGGGGGGGACGGCACCGGGGCCAGGAGGGCCGGAAGGGUCCUUGGUUCAAGGGUCAUCACUGGGGCUGCGAGGGGCAGGACCAGGGCCAGCACCAGACCGACAGAGACAGCGCCCAGGCCGACUUCAAGCUGGUGGGCCGCUGUGAUCUGAGGGACGACCCCCCUGUCUGCUUCUCCCACCCCCUCUCCCGGCCACGCCCCCCCUUCCCCUCGCCGGCCCCGCCCCCCCCUGCCGGCUGCCGGCGGGAGCAGCUGUGGAGCUCCGCCUCUCUGGGCGCGGUCAGGCAGCUGCGUGUCACUGUGGCGUUUGGGGGCGCUGCCUCGGCGCUGGGGCUGAAGGCUCUGGCCGUGUGGGGGCUCCCUGCUCGCUGCUGCCCCCCGCUGGAGGUGGAGAGGCUGCACAGGGCCCACACAGCCAGCCUGGGACCACCUCCAGCUGGGCCUGGAUACUCCACCCCUCACACGUCCUCUACCUCACCUCCAGCUACAGCAACACCUCCAGCUAGCCUCCCAGACGUUCCAGAGGAGUUCCUUGACCCCCUGACCCAGGAAGUGAUGUUGCUGCCCAUGCUGCUGCCGAGCGGAGCGUCAGUCGACCUCUCCACCUUGGAGGAGUACAAGCGCAGGGAGGCCACCUGGGGUCGUGCCCCCAAUGACCCCUUCACGGCCGUGCCCUUCACCCCGGACGCAGGCCCCCUCCCCAACCCACUCCUGAAGAGCCGCAUCGACCGCUUCCUGCUUCAACCGGGGUCAGGGGUCAGUGGGGGGUCAGGGGUCAGGGAGGGAGUGUUGGGGAGACAGGAGGAUAGGGGGACACCCCACACCUCGAGACUGGUAGCUGUGAGGGGGGGGGAGAGGGGGGAGGAGGAAGAGGAGGAGAUCAACUCUCAGCCCUGCAAUGGUAAUGCAUCCUCCAGUAUCCAGGGGGCACUGAGUGGGGACAGGAACACCAGGAGACAGGAGCCCCCUUCUGCUGGAACCAGAGCUGCCAGGAGGGAGAAUGGGCAUCCCGACAGACCAGACCUCCACGCCCUAGGGCCUGGGGAGGGAGGCCACACCCAGGCUCGGGGUCCUGAUCUGGGGCUGGGGAAGAAACAAUCCCUGGGUGGUGACCCUGGCCCAGCUGGUCCGGACUCAGAAGAGCCCAGCUCCAAGCGAGCCAGAACAGAUGGGGAGGCUGGUCCUGGUUGGAGCUCCCAUGAGCAGCGUCUGUGUUCCAGCCUGGACCAGGCGCUCCUCUCAGCUCUGAGAGGCCGGCCGUCCUUCACCUCCCCCGCCUCCCACACCACCACAACCCCAGGUGAACACAGGUGUGCGGUGUGUUCCUGCUCCCUGUCUGCCUAUUCCUGCACCCCCGCCUACCGGCUGCCCUGCACCCACCUGCUCUGCCGUCCCUGCCUGCACAGGAAGUCCGGCCCACCAAGCUCGUCGGUUGUCUCGGAAAUACCAAAGCACUUCCUAUGUCCCGUCUGCCAAAGCUCCGCUCCCUCCUGUGACAUCACACGUGUUCAUCACUGAUUGGCUGCGUGUGGGAGGUAAACCUGUAAACUGAACCCUCUGACCCUUGACCCCUGAGGAGGGAGAGGGGUGUAUUGAUCGACUGAGUGAUAAGUGACAACCCUCUGAUUGUACUGUACCUGAGAGAGACCUGGGCUGGGUCUGAAUGAUCAUUUGCCGGCGUCAUUAAACAUGCUUUGAGCUAAAAAUGCAAGAUGUCAAAUCACAUGAUGUACAAUGUGGACCUCGCCAGACUCCUGAAGGCUCUUUCAUUCUCUCUUUCCUCUCCAGUCUCUUAUCCUUUCUUUAUCUCCUGACUCCCUCUCUCUCUCCUACUCCCUCUUUCUCUAUCCUCUCCCUCUCAAGUUGCAUGGCGGUAAAGGCAAAGGCUGUAACCUUGGGUAUCAAUAGUGUUGGACUGAAGAGUUGUGAGGAGAGAACAGGAGGGAGAGCUGAACAGGAAACGGUGUUCAGCCCCAAGGCUUAUCAGAAAGACGGCCUCCAUCCUCCUCUCCAUCGCUAUCUCUGCACCUGCUGCCAAACACCACUGCUCUCUUCUUCCGCCUGCCUCACUGCUCUCUUCCUCCGUCUGCCUCACUGUUCUCUUCCUCCGCCUGCCUCACUGUUCUCUUCCUCCGCCUGCCUCACUGCUCUC
Messenger RNA from Hypomesus transpacificus, 2614 nucleotides. It is a transcript of the gene ubox5, whose product is annotated as U-box domain containing 5. The record is from RefSeq and is a predicted model, not a curated record. The transcript is spliced from 7 exons. Gene Ontology annotation, molecular function: ubiquitin-ubiquitin ligase activity; ubiquitin protein ligase binding. Bases 127 to 1980 code for a protein of 617 amino acids. NCBI's taxonomy places the organism in Eukaryota, Metazoa, Chordata, Actinopteri, Osmeriformes, Osmeridae. Gene Ontology annotation, cellular component: nucleus. Gene Ontology annotation, biological process: protein polyubiquitination.